Bactrocera latifrons is the source of this 4125-nucleotide messenger RNA. It is a transcript of the gene Usp2, whose product is annotated as ubiquitin carboxyl-terminal hydrolase 2. Gene Ontology annotation, biological process: protein deubiquitination. Gene Ontology annotation, cellular component: cytoplasm. The record is from RefSeq and is a predicted model, not a curated record. NCBI's taxonomy places the organism in Eukaryota, Metazoa, Arthropoda, Insecta, Diptera, Tephritidae. Gene Ontology annotation, molecular function: cysteine-type deubiquitinase activity.
GUGACAAAACACUUUAAAAAUAAGGCAAAUUGCCAAAAAACACAAAAAAAAAAUCAAGAAAAUAAACUCAAAAACCUACAACCGACAAAGAAAACUAACGAGGCUUAUAAUUAUUGAAUACCUUCCACAUUCUACAGCGGCUGUAUGCCAUAGCGCCUAAGGCAGCAUAAAAUAAAACAUAUUUGCAGAUAUACGCAAUAAAAUACAUACAAACAUAUGUACAUAAAUCAAGCCGACAAAGUGAUAAAAGUGUAAAUAGCAAGAAGCCAAUAAAAAAUAUACAAAAAAACAGAAGUGUAACGGCGCAGAAAGAAACAUUUGAAACACCGAAUAUUCGUAAAGUAUAAUGAUAGACAUUAAUAAGGGCCGCAAUAGUUUUGAAAAAUUUCCAACAUUACAAGAAAAAUGUGAUAACACCGUUAUAUUAGCGCAGCGUCGACAACAUCAGCCGACCAAUACCAGCUUGAAUAACUAUACGAGCGUACACAAGCCAAAAACAGCAACAAGAAGUGCAACAGCAACCGUCUUUACAAGCACAACAAAAACGCGCUCACAUACAACAACAAAUCCAAUAAGUGUCAACGGCAGAGCGGAAACAAAAUUGCACAACGGCGUUGGUAGGCGUGCUGCAUCGGUGGGCAGCACGCGCAACACCAAAAUCAGCAACAACGCCAGAAGCAACAAUAACCAUAACAAUAACAACAACAACAACAGUAAGCCGCACGGCAGCGACGACACGAAUCCGGUGCGCGCCGCCAAUAAGCCAUUCUUUCUCGUACCGCAAUUUCAAGAUCAAAACUUUCUGAAGGAGGAAUGUGAAUUGGCGCAUGCGCAAGUGGCACCGAAGCAACAACAACAACCACAACAACAACAACAACAAGUUGCCACAGCCAAUGGUGACGGUAGUAAAAUUAGUGCAAACAACACCAACAACAAUAAAACAAGAGCUAACCAAGAAGCGAGUGGCAACUACAGGCGCAACAGCGGCGACUCAAGCAAAAGCAAUAACAAUACCAGCAACAGCAACAGCAACAAUCACAGCCAAAAAACCAUCAACAACGCGUACGCCAUCAUUAACAGCAUACACGCGAGCAUUAGUAGUAGGCGAACACCAACAGCAACAGCAACAGCAACAACAGCGCCAUCAACAGUGGCGGCGGUAACAGCGAAUGGUGUGCGACGCAGCGGCGGCGGUAGCGCCAACGCCAGCGUCAAUAUCAAUCAACAUCAUCACCAUCAUCACGUCAGUACAACAGCGUCAGCUGUGGCGACGACGAGUACAAACGGCAGCGCUGCCAACGCCGCCAGCGUCUCGGCGAAGAACGCCACAACCGAUACCACCGUCCACAAAGUCGACAUUGUCUUCAAUAAUCGCGCGCAAACGCAAACCAGUUGUGGUGGGCGUUUCUUGACGUCGUCAAAAAGUGCGAAAUCGAUUCAGACACAUAAUACAUACAACGUGACGCGUCCGCUCAGCGUCAUCACAACAACCACGGGCGCGCCAACAACGAGCACCACUGCAACGUUUAGCGGCGGUGUCAACGCGGCAGCGGCAGCAACAGCGACUAAGUUGAGCAACGGCCAAAGCAAAUUGGUGCGUCCGCUAGUUCAUCGCACCAUACCAUCGACUGCGGUGGCGGCAGCGAAUGCGGCCGUUGCGCGCGACAACGUGAACGCCUACUCCAACAAACUAUUCAACAUCUACGGCAACAAUAGCAAUCGUCUUAGCAAUAAUAAUAACAACAAUAAUAUUAACAAUAACGGUGUGAAUACUGUGUGUAAUAUCAACAAUAGCAGCAGCAGUAGCAACAACAAUAUCACAAGCAAUAACACCAACGGCGGCAGUGGCGCGAACGGUAUGCAACAUACGCUCGAUCACGACGAUAUCAAGUACAUCGAUAGUGAUGACGCGCCUACAACGGCAGCGAUAGCGGCGGCGCAUGCCAGCGCCACAACGGUCAGCACAUCGUCGCGUGGCGGCGCGCAGUUCGAGCGGAAAACGCAGUUGCGCUGUGAGCAGCUCUGUUGUCCGCAUACCAAUUGCGCGACGUCUACAACGACAACGCUGACAGGUGCUGCUGCUGGCGGUGGAGGCAGUGGCGUUGGCAGCGCGUCGCUCAAAACACGCAUGCGUCCCAAAUCGACGAUCAUCUGUUCCACCAGCAAUCUCGUCUUCGAGAAGAUCAACAAUUAUAAGUAUGCCAACGGUAGCGCCGGUGGCGGUAGCAGCGCGGCUAAAUUUGCCGCUGAAGCAGCGGCUGCGCGCCGCAACGAACUGCGGCAUAGCAUUGAUUCGAAUAGCAUAAGAGCGUCCAUUGAGAAGUUCGAUAGCUUCAGCGAGCAGAAGCGUGGCGCGCAGGUGACGCUACGUUCGCACGGCGGCGGCAGCGGUAGUACAAACAAUUUGCAACAUCAUCGCCAUAGUGGCAGUGAAUUUGAUCACGCCACCGGUAGCAACAGUCUCUUGCGGCUGGCGCAAAGCGGUGGCGGCUCUUUGACGCGCGCACCCUACCGCACGGUGUCGCCCGCGCCGGCUACCGCCUGCAAAGUUACUGCCACAAUGCAUGCGCCGACCUUGACGACCGGUUCGACUGGUGCGUCGGCGUCGUGCAUACGCAGCGGCGCAUGCAGUACAAAUAGUUUGCCAACGAAAAGUCUUGGCAGCGUUUUGGCUGCCACAACCAAUACAACUACCGUUACCGCCAUCAAUCGUCAUCAGGACGCAACAGCAUUGCGUGCUACUGAGCGUGCUUCACCCAGCGCGCUGCUGCAUAAAGAUGCGGCGUCAACACCGUCAUCGUCCUCAUCAUCGCCACUGCUAAAGCAAGCCGAAAUGAAAUUGCCGAAUGGCGAUGUAAAGAAGUGCGCGAACGCGGAAACGAACGGCGUUUGUGACGGCGCAGCCGCGGAUGUUGAAACUAUCCGCAGCACAGCACUACGGAGUAUCCCUCCUGCACCGCCAUCGCCGACCGCAUCACGUUACCGGGAUCGUGAUAGCCGUUUAACGUCGUCAUCGGUGCUCUCUUCAUCGCUGUCUAAUAACAUAGACGAUGCAAGCAAAUCGAAGGAUGAGAACGCAGAAGGUCUAUGUGGGCUAAGAAAUAUCGGAAAUACUUGUUUUAUGAACUCGGUCAUUCAGUGCCUGAGUCACACGAGCGAAUUGACAAAAUUCUUGCGUACACACAAUGGCAUACGCUCAACAUCGUCCAAGGAUCAACAAAUCCUACAAGAGUUUGCCAAGUUGAUACGCGAGAUGUGGACAAGCAAUGUACACAGCGUCACGCCGAUGGACCUGAAGCGCGCCUUUUCCUCCAAACAUCGCAUGUAUAGUGACUACAACCAACAGGAUGCACAAGAGUUUCUGCGCUUCUUCCUCGAUUCGCUGCACAGUGCACUAAAUACGGGCGUGAAGGGGGAACACUUGAAAAUCGACGAUAACCUUAGCGACAAUAAAAAAGCCGAUUUAACGUGGGAAUGGUACGCACGACACGAGAACUCACUCAUACGCGACCUCUUCGUCGGCCAAUUGAAGAGCACACUACGUUGUACCACUUGUGGCAAUACGAGCGUCACAUUCGAUCCGUUUUGGGAUUUGAGCGUCUCGUUGCCAUCGUCGUCACGCUGCAAACUAGAAUCUUGUCUCGAUCUAUUCAUACGCGAAGAGGUGUUGGAUGGUGAUGAGAUGCCGACCUGUGCGAAAUGUCGCCAAAGGAGAAGGUGCACGAAAAGCUUCACCAUACAACGAUUUCCCAAAUAUUUGGUUAUACAUUUGAAGCGUUUCUCGGAGACUCGUUGGAGCAAGUUGUCGAACAUUGUCGAAUUUCCGACUGGUGAGCGCGAAUUGAAUAUGGGUCCAUACGGUUCGAACCCUGGCACGAGCAUAUAUUAUUCAUUGUAUGCGAUUUCGAAUCAUAUGGGUUCCACAGCUGGUGGUCAUUAUGUGGCGUUGUGUAAACAUCCGGUCUCGAAAAAAUGGCAUGAAUUCAACGAUAAUGUUGUCAGCGACACGCUCUCCGAAAAUAAUCUAGUUUCAUCCAGUGCCUAUAUACUGUUCUAUGAGCGAGCGUAAGAACUAACUCACGCGUGUAAAGAAAUUAAAUGCAAACAUACUCACAUUAACACGCU